Molecule: messenger RNA, 1975 nt
Organism: Syngnathoides biaculeatus (alligator pipefish)
Lineage: Eukaryota; Metazoa; Chordata; Actinopteri; Syngnathiformes; Syngnathidae
Exons: 9
Coding region: 9-1673 (554 amino acids)
Biological process (GO): glycerophospholipid biosynthetic process
Cellular component (GO): mitochondrion
Source: RefSeq, a predicted model, not a curated record
UCGUCCCGAUGUGGGCUCCGCGCCUGCAGCACGCGCUCAGGACCGUCGCGCGCGUCCCCGCCGCCAGGCAGGGUGGUUCGGCGGCUUUGAUGUGGGCGUUCUCCCGGGCCACUGCGAGAUGGCGUCACGGCGGCGGCGAGGCGGGCAUCCUCCUGGACGUGGACGGCGUCCUGCUGCGCGGCGGUUCCGUCAUCCCGGCGGCCCGACGAGCCUUCCGGAAGCUGCUGGACGCCGACGGCCGCUUCCUGCUGCCCGUCGUCUUCGUCACCAACGCCGGAAGUUGUCAGCCGCAACGGAAGGCGCAGCAGUUGUCGGCGCUCCUGGACGUGCGGGUGGGCGGGGCCUGUGUGUGUGUGUGUGUGUGUGUGGAUCUUGUUUCUUCAGUGGUGGAGAAACUGGUUUGCCUGCGAUCGGCUGGCGACCGCGUGAGCAGAGGCCGGAUCUCUUUCAGUGUCUUGUGUGUUUUGUUCUGGUUUCACUGGGCCGCGUCUGUAACCCGAGCUCGCGUGUCCAGAUCAGUCCGGAUCAGGUGGUUUUGUCGUACAGCCCUCUGCGGAUGUUGUCCAGCUUCCACGACAAAUGCGUGCUGGUGUCGGGCCAGGGACCCGUCUCGGACAUCGCCCGCUCGUAUCCUUGAAAAUGGACCGCCGUGCGGGAGGUUGCGCGAGAGUCCGCUGACCCUUGACCCCGCCGCUCAGUUUGGGUUUCAAGAAGGUGGUGAGCGUGGAGCAGCUUUGCCGACAGCACCCCUUGCUGGACAUGGUCGACCACAGCAGGAGACCCGAGCCGCCCGCCGAGCGACCGGCGGAGUCGACGGCGAUCGAAGCCGUGGUGCUGUUCGGCGAGCCCGUGCGCUGGGAGACCAACCUGCAGCUGCUGCUGGACGUGUUGCUGACCGACGGCCGCCCGUCCCGCGCCUACCGGCGGCCGGCGCGCCAGUUGCCGGUUCUGGCCUGCAACCUGGACCUGCUCUGGAUGGCCCAGGCGCCCUCGCCGCGUUUGGGCCACGGCAUGUUCCUGCUGUGCUUGGAGUCGGCCUACAAGAAGUUGACUGGCGCCGACUUGCGCUACGAGGCGCUGCUGGGGAAGCCCGGCCUGCUCACGUACCGCUACGCCCGGCGCGCGCUCACGCGGAGCAACCUCCACCGCCGAGUCCAAACCAUCUACGCCAUCGGCGACAACCCAAUGACGGACAUUUACGGCGCCAACCUUUACGAUCGCUACCUGGCUCAGCAGCACCGGCGGGGAAGUCCAGCGGGCGCGGCCCAGCCCGACGAGGAGGAGCCGGCGCUGCCCGCCGCCCGCUGCCGAUCGGUCCUGGUGUGCACGGGCGUCUACAAGCGCCCGUCGGCGUCGGCCCCGGAGAGCGUCUUCCUGCACGGCCACCGGGACAUGGCGGCGGAGGCGGGCCUGGCGGAGCCCAGCUACGUGGUGGACGACGUGGAGGCGGCCGUCGACCUGGUGCUCCGGCGCCACCUCUGACGCGGCACGGGAAGCCGCGACGUCACAAGCGUCCCAGGGCGGGUCCGCCUGUCGAACGAGUUCCCUGUCCCAAUGAAGGAAAGGCAAAAAAGUGCACUCAGUCCAAAAGACAAGCGUGCCUAAUAUACUGUCCUUCCUCAUCCUUCAGCAAUUGGCGCCCCCAACUGAUUUUGUCCUUCCACUACAAGUAAACCAAGGUGGACGCUCUGUUGUUUAAUUGCGCCAUCUAGCGGCGGGCGGGGGCCUACGCUCGUAUCUCAAGACGAAAGAUGAUUUCAAGUAACUGCAACCUUUUUGUAUCCAGCCACCAUUUUUUUUUUUUUUUUCUUGAUUCUCGUGGCCUGAGGAGGUGCCGCAUGUGCUUGUGGCCAAAAGGAUGCGCUCCAUUUGCCCUGCAAAGUGUCCUCGAGUCACAAUUUGCAGCUUCUGCCCAUCUGAUGUCUGGGACGCUGUCGUUUAACCCCCCCCCCCACCCCAACAAUAACACUUUUUU